Messenger RNA from Desarmillaria tabescens, 791 nucleotides. RefSeq lists its product as uncharacterized. The transcript is spliced from 4 exons. The record is from RefSeq and is a predicted model, not a curated record. The coding region runs from base 152 to 661 and encodes 169 amino acids. Lineage: Eukaryota; Fungi; Basidiomycota; Agaricomycetes; Agaricales; Physalacriaceae.
UACGUAGCAUAAUACUUAAUUCUAGUAUCACCAAGUAGUUAGCCGUUGUGUCGAGUAGUUUGGAAGUUGCUGUCGAAAUUUGAAUGUAAUCGGAGGAGAUGCUCACGUGGGCGUGUCGAUCCCGCUUAUCGGCUGAAAAUUCUCACGGCCCAUGCGAGCAGCAAACACAGACAGGUAUAAAAGUGAUCAGGCGGCGACAUGGACUUGUGACGAACUUCCAUCAGUCCACGUCUUCUCCCAAGACGAUUCUAUGAUGUAUACUCAUGCCCUUCUCCUCCUCCUCUCCUCCGUCUUCGUUCAUGCGCUUCCUCUUAUCUCUCGCGAUGUUAUUUCCCCUCCUAUCACGAGCCCCACUGCAGGUACUAUAUGGACUGUUGGACAGACCGUAACGGUUACUUGGAAUACAACGGACAUACCAACAAAUGCUUCACAAAUAACGAAUCCCAUUGGGAAAAUUGUGUUGGGAUACCAGGCGAAUAAUAGCUUGAACUUGGAUCUCGAUAAUCCACUCGCCAGCAACUUUCAGCUCACAGACGGUCAUGCCGACAUAACGGUUCCUGAUGUUGAGCCCCGUGAUGACUACAUUAUUGUCUUGUUCGGUGACUCGGGUAAUACGAGUCCGAAAUUCACAAUUCAAAGAUCCACCUUCUUCAAGCAGUAGUGGCGCUACCACUAGUACCAGUAGUGCGAGUAGCCUGACAAGUAUAAUCAGCACCCCAAUACCCAUCACAGGAUCCGAGAUCACAGGCGGAACGUCCUCCACCAAUACGCCGUCCUCUGCCAGGCCGUCU